Messenger RNA from Cajanus cajan (pigeon pea), 2175 nucleotides. RefSeq names its product LEAF RUST 10 DISEASE-RESISTANCE LOCUS RECEPTOR-LIKE PROTEIN KINASE-like 2.1. The record is from RefSeq and is a predicted model, not a curated record. Lineage: Eukaryota; Viridiplantae; Streptophyta; Magnoliopsida; Fabales; Fabaceae. Gene Ontology annotation, molecular function: ATP binding; protein kinase activity. Gene Ontology annotation, biological process: protein phosphorylation.
AACGGCUGCAUCAAAUUCAAAAUGCAGUGGUGGAAAAUAUGAAAGUCGUUUCGUUUCUUUUGCUUGUGUUGUUGCUAACAUCUUCAGGGUGGCCUCUCUGUUUCAGCACUUGUCUCUGAGCCCAAUAGUAUUGUAGAUGGUUGCGCUUCAUGCGUGUGGCGUGGUCUUGUUUGCAUGGGUCGUGCAAGCGGUAUCGGGUGGGAGCUGCCCCUCUUUGAUUGGCUGCGGCAAUAUCGGUAACAUCACUUUUCCUUUCACCGACACACGUCAUCCUCACUGUGGCAUACUGGUGAUAUAUGGCUGUGAUGAGAAGGAACCAGAGACCAAAAAAACCAUUAAAAAUAACAACCGAUGGUUCGAUAUUGUAAGGCUUGAGGAGCAGUUUUCGAUUGUCAUUAGAGACGAUAAACUCCACGACCUCUUGCUACAAAGAAGUUGCGAGACCUUCGACCAGCAAAAAACUGCUUUCACAGUCAACACACCUUUGGCCCUCUCUCAUGUAAACUAUAACAUAGACAUAUUCAGAUGUAAACACGCCCUCCACGAUCCGCCACACAAUUAUGUUUCUAAUUCUACACUUUGCAAAAAUGACACACUCUAUUCCAGGUUCGUAAUUGACCCCUCCAGAGACAAUCAUGAUAUCAAAGGAUGUUCAAUGGUUCGGCUUCCAACCACCGCCCAGGUUAGCCAGCUUCAGCUUAAUCACACUGACCUUUUCAAUAUCUUAACGGAUGAAAUCGCCGUCCAAAUAGAGUUAACUCGGGAUUGUUCUACUUGUCACUUUGCCCACGCUGGCCAAUGUCGCCUUGACAACACCGGAAAAUUUUAUUGUCACAAAGGGAAAUCUAUAAAGACUCGUCUUAUAGUGGCAAGUGUAUCUGGCGCUGGAGCCGUAGGAGUUGUGAUAUUUCUGGUUUGGUGCAUUAGAAGAAGGUUUUACAAGAAUAAAAACCCCACCCACCAAAUAAUCGAGAUGUUUCUGAACACCCACGGUCACCUUGCAGCCAAUAGAUACAGUUAUUCAGAGAUAAAGAAGGCCACCAACUCCUUCAAAAACAAAUUGGGUGAAGGAGGGUAUGGUAGUGUUUACAAGGGGAGGCUACAUGAUGGAAGUCUUGUGGCUGUAAAAGUUUUAAGCGACUCCAAAGGUAACGGCGAGGAAUUUAUCAAUGAAGUUGCUAGCAUCAGUGUCACUUCUCAUGUUAACAUCGUUACUUUACUCGGAUUUUGUCUACAAGGUUCCAAAAGAGCUUUGAUUUACAAGUACAUGCCCAAUGGCUCACUUGAGAAGUUCAUAUAUGAAGAAAAGGAUCCACUCAAGCUCAGUCUUCAAUUAAGUUGCAAAACCAUCUAUAAUAUUGCAAUUGGCGUUGCUCGUGGAUUAGAGUACUUACACAGAGGUUGCAAUACUAAAAUCUUGCAUUUUGAUAUAAAACCUCACAAUAUAUUGCUAGAUGAGGAUUUCUGCCCAAAGAUUUCAGAUUUUGGGCUAGCUAAAAUAUGUCCACAAAAAGAAAGCAUUGUAUCCUUAUUGGGAACCAGGGGCACUGCGGGAUACAUUGCUCCUGAGGUUUUCUCUAGAAAUUUUGGAGGAGUCUCCCAUAAAUCAGAUGUAUACAGCUACGGAAUGAUGGUUUUGGAAAUGGUUGGGGGAAGGAUGAAUAACAAUGUUGAAGUUGAAUGUUCAAGUGAAAUAUAUUUCCCACAUUGGGUUUACAAGCGUCUUGAACUGAAUCAGGAGCCUAGUUUGCGAAGCAUAAAAAAUGAAACUGAUAAAGAAAUGAUACGAAAGUUGAUUAUAGUGAGCUUAUGGUGCAUCCAAACAGACCCUUCAAAUAGGCCAGCAAUGAGGAAUGUGGUAGAUAUGAUGGAAGGAAGCAUGGAGUCCUUGCAAAUACCACCAAAACCUUAUCUCUCUUCACCUCCGAGAUCCUCAGAUCACAACACCCACACAUCUCAGACUACGUUUCCUUCAGAGUACUAAUUAUUUUCGGCAGCAUAUCACUAAUAAACUUCAUCUAUUAUGUAAGUCGUGCACAUAAUUAAAAGAUAAGAAAUAAUUGCUGUCUAAAGAGUGUGGUGAAUAUUAAUGUUUGCAGUAUUGUUCAAAAUGUUACAAGACUUUCUGUUAUUGUUUGGUAAGGGUAUUGUCCACCAAUACUGUCUAUGCAUAUG